Molecule: messenger RNA, 2328 nt
Organism: Solanum stenotomum
Lineage: Eukaryota; Viridiplantae; Streptophyta; Magnoliopsida; Solanales; Solanaceae
Exons: 6
Coding region: 1-2328 (775 amino acids)
Source: RefSeq, a predicted model, not a curated record
AUGUUGCCAAAUUCUAAGUAUGCUAUUUCACUAUUACAGAAGGAUGCUUAUGAUUGGUGGGUAAGUGUUCCAAAUGCCAAGGUAAAACCUCAUGUUCUUACUUGGGAUGAUUUUCUUAGGGAAUUUCGUAUGAAGUAUGUUCCACCUGCUUAUUGUGAUGCAAAGAGAAAGGAGUUCUUGAAUUUAAGGCAACGAGGCAUGUCUAUUGCUGAGUACCAACAGAAGUUUCUAAGGCUCUCUCGUUAUGCUGGGGGUAUUAUUAAAGAGGAAAAAGACAAGUGCAGGAAAUUUGAAGACGGUUUUAAUGAUUCCAUUAGGAAAAAUGUGGCAAUCCUGCAACAUGAGAACUUUUGUAAGGGGCCAUCAAAAAGGGGAAGGUUUGAUAACUCUAAGGCUAGUAGUGAUAACAGGCCAUCGCAACAAAAGCAAAGCAGAUUAGAUUUUUCUACAGCUAGCACGCCAAAUUAUGGCCAAGGUAAGCCUCGCGUUCCCACUUGUCCGCAAUGUGGAAAGAAUCACCAUGGUACUUGCAGGAGAGCUUCUGGUGCAUUUUUCAAUUGUGGGAGCUUUGAUCAUAAAGUGAAGGAUUGUCCUAAUCCUAAUAAUGCUCCUUCCUUGAGAACUGAAGGCUCAGUUCAUAUGCCUUCUAUUAAUCCUCCUCAAACUAAUAGAGGUGGAAGACCUAAAAACACCCAAGUAGCAGGUACAAGUGGAGCUAAUCAAGCUAGUGGACAAAGGGCUACUGCACGUGCUUAUGCUACGAGGCAGAGGGAUGAUCAAGAUGGACAAGACGUGGUUGUUGUGUGUAAUCGAAUUUAUCGUGAUUGCCCCUUCAUGAUUCAAAGCCUAGUCUUCUCUGCUGAUGUGAUUGAAAUGCCCUUCAAGGAUUUUGAUGUUAUUAUCGGGAUGGAUUGGCCUCAUAAAUAUCAUCCAGUGGUAGAUUGUAGAUCAAAGCAUGUGACCUUUAAAAAUCUGACAUUUUCACAUAUCAUUGUACAAGGUGAAAGAUCAUUAACAGCUAGUAUUAUUUCUGUGACCUUGGCAAAAAAAUUGAUGCGUCAAGGUUGUGGGGCAUACCUUGCUCACAUAGUUGAUACACGGUUGGAGAGUCCUUGUAUCAAGGACAUACAUGUCGUAUGUGAUUUUCUAGAAGUCUUCCUAGAAAACCUUCCUGGAUUACCCCCGGAAAGAGAGGUUGAAUUUCCAAUCGAUCUUAUUCCUGGAUCUACCCCUAUUUCUAUCACUCCUUAUAGAAUGGAUCCAGCAAAAUUAAGAGAAUUGAAAGCUCAAUUGCAAGAACUUCUUGAGAAAGGCUUUAUUCGACCUAGUGUUUCUCCUUGGGGAGCCCCUGUUUUGUUCGUCAAGAAGAAAGAUGGACAUGUUAUAUCAGCCGAAGGCGUGAAGGUGGAUCCUAGUAAGAUACAAGCAGUUAUUGAAUGGAGACCUCCCAAGAGUCCAACCGAGGAAGUAAAGUUUGUUUGGGAUGACAAAUGCCAGGAGAGCUUUGAAACUCUCAAAUCCUUGUUGACUCAAGUGCCUAUACUUACUUUGCCAAUUGAAGGGAAAGAAUAUGUAGUAUACAACGAUGCUUCUCACAAUGGUCUCGGAUGCGUUUUGAUGCAAGAAGGGAAGGUUAUUUCUUAUGCCUCUCGGAUAUUAAAAUCACAUGAAUUAAAUUAUCCUAUCCAUUAUCUUGAACUUGCUGGUGUAGUGUUUGCUUUGAAAAUAUGGUGGCAUUAUUUGUAUGGAGAGAAAUGUCAUAUAUUUACUGAUCACAAAAGCUUAAAGUACUUGGGUAAAGCCAAUGUGGUUGCCAAUGCCUUAAGUCGAAAAUCCUUCGCAAGCAUUUCCUUGAGUCGUUUACCCUUGCUUCUUGAAUUAAGAGCCAUGAAUGUUUGUUUUACACCUGAUUCAAAUGGUUCAGUUAUUACUAAUUUGCAAGUAAAGCCAAUAUUACAUGAACAGGUGAAGGAAGCACAAAAGAUAGAUGAGACACUUGUAAAAUUGACCAGAGAAGUACAAAAUAGGGAAAAGCUUGAUUUUACAUUAAUAGAGAAUGGUGUCUUAUUUUACCAGAACAAGUUAUGCAUCCCUAAUGAUGACAACUUGAGGAAAAAAAUAUUGGAUGAAGCACAUACUUCACCAUAUGCAAUGCAUCCUGGAGGUACAAAGAUGUAUCUGACCAUCAAAGAACAUUACUGGUGGAAUGGUAUGAAGAGAGACAUUGUAGAGUUCAUUUCUAAAUGUUUGGUUUGUCAACAAGUAAAGGUAGAACAUCAGGUCCCAGUUGGUUUACUACAACCCUUGUCGAUGCCGGAAUGGAAAUAG